GGUUUGAUUCUGAAAUAAAAUCUUUAACAGGAACAUCAAGACUUGCAGAAACAUUAAGCACUCUUUUGGAUAACAACGACGUGUUAGCGAUUAGUUUCUUAGCACUUGCUUUACCCAUAGUGAAUUUUCUGCCAUUAAAAAUGAAUAAAGAUAUCGAAAACGCUGCGAUUGAAAUUGAAAAAAUUACAAAGGAAUUGGUUCAAGAUAAAUUUGAUAAAUUGAAACAAGGUAAAUUGGAUGGCAAUGAUUUGGUAAGUGUAUUGGUGAAAGCUAGUUAUGGACAGGAAAUAGAUAAAAGCGAACAAAUGAGCUUUGAAGAAAUAAGAAAUCAGAUUAUGACAUUUUUGAUAGCGGGAUAUGAGACAACCGGUGUUAUGUUGUCUUGGACAUUGUAUUAUUUAUCCAAAGAUCAAGAAAUUCAGGACAAACUGAGAGAAGAGAUU
Entrophospora candida is the source of this 443-nucleotide messenger RNA. NCBI's taxonomy places the organism in Eukaryota, Fungi, Glomeromycota, Glomeromycetes, Entrophosporales, Entrophosporaceae. The record is from the annotation of a GenBank genome assembly.